AUGGUUCGAACUAGAUCGAGGGCUAUUAGCCCAGGCCAUCAAGAAAGCAGGGACGCUUCUAGCCAUCCCCAUCCCCAUCGCAAUCGUCAAUCUGCACCUGCCAUGCAACCAUCCUCUGUUUAUGUCCAAUCCAUGGCAGCUGCUAUGGCAGAGUUAACUCGCCAGAACCAAGAACUGACAAGGGAGAUUCAUCUUAGGAGGCAACGGUAUGAAGCAUAUAGGGAAGAACAAUACCAAAACCAGGGAGAUGAAAAAAGUGAUGUGCUUGAAAGUCAAUCAAGGGGCACCACAUCAAGAAGGAUGCCACACUUGGAGAGAGAGAUUGACCAGAUGAGGAAGGUUAUGGACGAGAUAAGGGAAAACAUGAGAAGAAUGAAUCUUGUAGAGGAUCUAGUUCACCGUAUAGAUUUCCCUUUCACAGCUUCCAUCAAUGGUCACCUCUUGCCUCCAAAAUUUAAGAUGCCUUCUUUGGAUUCGUACGAUGGAGCGCGUGACCCGUUUGAUCACAUUGCUACUUUUAAGACUACAACGCACCUUCAGGGAGUCCCCGACGAAAUUAUGUGUAGAGCCUUCCCUACCACCCUCAAAGGUCCGGCACGAGUAUGGUUCAGUAAAAUACCCCCAAAUUCGGUAAGUUCUUUCGAAGAGUUAAGUAAGUUGUUUGUUAAUAACUUCAUUGGGGGACAGAGAUACAAGCGCUCUUCGUCCAGCCUAUUGACCAUAGAACAGGGGGAGAAUGAAAGCCCGCAGUCCUUUAUCACUCGUUUCAACAGGGAAGCCUUGACGGUGGAUGAUAAGUUAUUACUAGCGGCCUUUCACAAUAGGGUUAAUUUUGAUUUAUUCAUCCACAAGCUUUAUACAAAGGAGCACCAAUCCAUGGUUGAACUCGUCCAUUCAACCCAGAACUUUAUGAAUGCAAAAGACGCGAUCAUAGCCAAGAAGAGGAAGAGAGCUAAAAGAAUGGAUGCAAACCCCACACACCACUCCGAGCAAGUCCCUCGACCAAAAAAGGGAUGGACAAAAGAUAAAAAGGACCGGGAUGGUAAAAGGGCUGGUCCUUCAGCACGGAGUCAACAAUACACGCCACUAAACACACCACUUGAACAGGUCCUUAUGCAAAUCAAGGACGAUCCUUCCUUGAAAUGGCCAGAGAAAAUGAAGAGAGAUCCCAAUAAGUACAAUAGGAACAAGUAUUGCCGCUUCCAUAGAGACCAUGGGCACGACACGGACGAAUGUUACAAUUUAAAACAGCAGAUUGAAAAUCUUAUAAGAUAA
Molecule: messenger RNA, 1275 nt
Organism: Quercus lobata
Lineage: Eukaryota; Viridiplantae; Streptophyta; Magnoliopsida; Fagales; Fagaceae
Exons: 1
Coding region: 1-1275 (424 amino acids)
Source: RefSeq, a predicted model, not a curated record